This is a messenger RNA of Thrips palmi, 1945 nucleotides long. Its product is annotated as mucin-5AC-like. The transcript has 6 exons. The record is from RefSeq and is a predicted model, not a curated record. Bases 35 to 1945 code for a protein of 636 amino acids. NCBI's taxonomy places the organism in Eukaryota, Metazoa, Arthropoda, Insecta, Thysanoptera, Thripidae.
GGAGGCGCUGUUCGCCCAGCUGGACUGUCACAACAUGAUGGACGAGGACGCGACGCUGGGGCAGGGCGCGGCGCUCGGCCAGGACGCGGAGCAGCAGGAGCAGCCCGAGCCGGAGGACGGCUACACUGCCACUUCCACGUCGACGGAGACGUCUGGCGGCACCACCCCCGGCGAGCAGACCUCCAGCCGACAGCGCCGCGCCACCACCACGGCCACCGCCACGGCCAGCAACAGGGAGGCCACAACCGACGUGAGCGUCGACACCUCCGUGCCGGCCACCAGCACCGAGCCAUCCAGCGAGCCCUCCACCUCGGCCAACGCGAGGACCACGAGUGACACCCACACCGCGAACGCGGCCAAGACCUCUUCGACCAGCAGACCGGCCUCGGUCGUACCCGCCGCCUCCACCGCCGCCAAGCCUGCCCCCGCCGCCUCCACGGCCGCCCCCGCCGACAAGACGGCCGCCCCCGCCGCGCCCUCGCGCCCCGAUACGCUGAUCGUGGCGCACAAGGACGAACCCGAGCACGCCCAGCCCAAGGAGGGCGACAAGGAGGUGCCGUCCUGGACGCCGGAUGACAAGGCCAUCAUCGUGCCCGUCGUGGCCAAGAAGGGCCCUGGCUACCCCAAGAAGGUCCCCGCCUCCAGCGGCUCCAAGCCGUUCCGGCCCGAGAAGAUCCCCGUCAAGCUGCGCGCGCCAGCCCAGGACGCCGUCAAGGACACCGUAAAGGACACCGCCAAGGACACCGUCAAGGUAGCCGCCAAGGUCACCCCGAAGGACGCCACCAAAGACACCGUCAAGGACACCAUCAAGGGCACCGUUAAGGACACCGUUGUGGCCCCUGCCAACUCUGAGGUCAUCGCUCCAGCUAAGGCGCCUAGCACUGUGACCCCAGCGCCGCUGGACAAGCCGAGGGUCUCUCUGUCGCGGUUCGACGUCAAGGUGUCGGUGAAGAAGGCCGCCCCCCUGGCCACGCCGUCGCCGCGGCCCGCGCAGGCCGCCGUCGUGGAGGUGCCCAAAGUGGCCGUGGCCAUGGACCCCGAGAACAAGCUGGAGAGCGCUGAGUUCGGCAACCACAUGGACGCCAACGCGGCGGACGACCUGGACGACGCCCUCAUGAUCCGCGAGCUGUCGAGCGCGCGCACGCCGCUCAUCAAGGCCCUGCCCGUGGUGGACGUGCCGCUGCCCAGCCCCCAGGCCGCCACCGCGCGCCCCACCGCGGCGGCGCAAGUCUCGGCCGCCAAGCUCAACAAGGAAAGCCCCGUCUACCUGUCGCUGCCCGCCGGCGACCACAUCGUGAGGAGGCCGCCCGUCAAGAAGGAUGGCCUGCCCGCCGCCAUCGCCGGCGCGGCCGUGGUGACCACCAGCACCUCCACGACGACCACCACCGCGGCGCCCACCACCACCUCCACCGCCGCAGCCCCCACGGAGCCCGCCUCCACCAUGUCCCCCGUGCGCCUGCGGGAGUCCAUGGCCGGGCCCGGCGGCAAGGCCAGGACGCUGACGACGAUGCCGCCCCUGGAGAACGCGGCGCCCGCCGCGACCUCUGCCGCCGUCGCGUCCACGGCGGCGCCCCAGUCCACGUCAACCAGCACGAGUGCGCCGACCACCAUCGCCACCUCCACGACCUCGGCGGCGACGUCCACGGCCGCGGCCGUGCACAACGCGACGACCGCGGCGCGCGCCGCCGCCACCGAGACCAGCACAGCCACCACCACGUCCACGGCGCGCCCCGAGGCCGAGGCCGCGCCCAAGGAGAACGGCCGUCGGCGCCAGCACCUCCCCGCGCCGCUCCUGUCCAUGAACAUGAAGCCCGACUCGGAGGACGGCGAGGAGGGCCUGGAGACGGAGCCGCAGUCGCCGCCGCGGCCCAACCGCAGCCGCUCGCUCGUCCACCAGCAGCGCCGCACCUUCUACCCGUACUUCUUGAACAGGGUGCUGGGGUAG